AUGAGGGAGACGGGGGUGGGGUAUGUGCAGUGGGGCUUGAGUGUGAGCGGAAUGUGGCUGGAGUUGGCGUUGGGAGUAGAGGGAGUGGGGCUGGAAUCCUGGUGUGCCCUGCCCGCAGGAGCAGGCUCCCCUCCCCUCUGCAGCCCGUUCCCCUUGGCUCUGACGGCUCCGCUGUGCUCUGCUGCAGCCCAGGCCGUGCCCGGGGCGCUGCUCCCGGUGGGCGCCGUGGGUGCAGGCGAGGCGGCCGUGCCCAGCCCCCAGCUGAGGCAGGACGAGCAUCUGGAGCUGCUGGAGCGCCUGGACUUCGUGCUGAGGAACGUGGUGGAGCUGAGGAAGGAGGUGGAGGAGCUGAGGAACAGCCUCCAGCACCUGGCAGCGGAGAUUGUGGGGGAAGUCAGGAACCACCUGGAAGAAACCCAGCGCGUGGCUCGCCGGAGGAAGCUCCCCUUCUUCAGGGAGAGAAGUGACUCCACAGGCUCCAGCUCCAUUUAUUUCACAGCCAGCUCAGGGAACACCAACACAGAUGAUGGAGAGAGUGAAGGGGGUUACACCACGGCCAACGCCGAGUCCGAUUACGACCGGGAGUCGGAGCGGGAGAGCGAGGACGAAGCGAGCUGUGACACAGUGAGAACUGUGCGCAGGGAUUCCCUGGAUCUGGUCCCCGAGGAUGAAAGCCCUCUGGUCGUGGAUUCCUUGCUGGAGGAGGGGCUGGAGCAGCUCCUGGAGCAGGCUGACCGCCUGCACAGCGGGGACGAGCAGGACAGGAGAGAAGGGUUCCAGCUACUCCUCAACAACAAGCUGGUGUACGCGGGGCAGCGGGAGUUCCUGUGGCGCCUGGCGCGGGCGCACUGCGACAUGUGGGAGCUGACGGAGGACGAGGACGAGAGGAGAUCCUACGCCACCGGGGGGAAGGAGGAGCUGGAGCUUGCCUGGCAGAAAUGGGAUCAAAGUGCUGAGUGCCACCAGUGGUUUGCCAUGCUUUGUGGGCAGGAGUCGGAAAAGGAGAGCAUUUCCAAGCGCAUCCAGGCUGGAUAUGUUUUCAAGGAACACAUUGAAAAAGCCAUCGCCCUGAAGCCACAGGACCCACAGCUCUACUAUCUCCUGGGCAGGUGGUGCUACAAGGUUGCCCACCUGGGCUGGCUGGAGAAGAGGACGGUGUCGGCGCUGUUCGAGACCCCCCCGACGGCCACGGUGCAGGACGCGCUCCAGAACUUCCUGCGGGUCGAGGAGCUGAGCCCAGGGUUUUCCAAAGCAGGAAGAGUUUGCAUUGCCAAGUGUUACAGGGACCUCGGGAAUGUCUCGGCGGCCAUGCUGUGGAUGGACCUCGCCUCGGAGCUGCCAGGGAACACCAAAGAGGAUGUAGAAAGCGAGAAGGAGCUUGAGGAGAUGCGCUCGCUCUGGGAGGACUAAUUUUGGAAAUACUCAUCCCACUCCAGAGACAGUAAAAUUCCAAAUGAUCCUGACAAUUCCAAGCACACUUCGUGGACAAGCAACAAGAGCUUACAGGAAAACACCCAGCAGCACACCCAGGAAAACAUCUUGGGAUAAAAUCGUGAUUUAUUUUCCUUUGUGCAGCACUGCAUGUGUUUGAUUUUAGGAUCCCUAAAAAUGUUACAUUCCUGAAAAAAGGGGGGAAUUUGGGGAUUUAUAGGUGGAGUUUGUGAUACAAAAAUAUUUGUGGUUAUAU
Ficedula albicollis (Collared flycatcher) is the source of this 1687-nucleotide messenger RNA. RefSeq names its product regulator of microtubule dynamics 3 (gene RMDN3). The coding region runs from base 1 to 1410 and encodes 469 amino acids. The record is from RefSeq and is a predicted model, not a curated record. NCBI's taxonomy places the organism in Eukaryota, Metazoa, Chordata, Aves, Passeriformes, Muscicapidae. Gene Ontology annotation, molecular function: microtubule binding. Gene Ontology annotation, cellular component: cytoplasm; mitotic spindle pole; spindle microtubule. The transcript is spliced from 12 exons.